Molecule: messenger RNA, 3225 nt
Organism: Cynocephalus volans (Philippine flying lemur)
Lineage: Eukaryota; Metazoa; Chordata; Mammalia; Dermoptera; Cynocephalidae
Gene: TAF5L
Product: TATA-box binding protein associated factor 5 like
Exons: 6
Coding region: 451-2220 (589 amino acids)
Biological process (GO): regulation of DNA-templated transcription
Cellular component (GO): histone acetyltransferase complex; nuclear protein-containing complex
Molecular function (GO): protein binding; transcription coactivator activity
Source: RefSeq, a predicted model, not a curated record
GGGGCCCGGCUGAGCGGCGCGGACCGGCCUGCGGCGGGGCGGGCGCGGCCGCCGGGGAUGCCCAGUGGAAGGGGCCCAGGGGUCAUCUGUUAAUCCAGCAUUCGGUGGACGGUGCUAGAAGUCAAGUUCCAGCCUCUUGCACGUGACCCGCGGCUGGCUCCUCAGGUGGUGGCUGUUCUGAUCCUCCUGGGAACAGCAUCUGUCAGCACUCACUCCUGUGAUCCCCCAGGAAGCCCCUGGCCGAGUGCAGAGUCCUUUGAGCAACAGGGGACUGAAGGGUCAGAGCUCAGACCCUGCAGCCAGGUGCCCGAGUUCCCAUCCUGGCACCGUGGAACGUUGGGCUUUUCCAUCUGAAGAAUGUCAUCUGUCUCAUAGAGCUGGGAGCUUAAAGGAGAUAAUCUGUGUAAAGCACUUAAAACAGUGUCUUACCAGGGGUGCACGUACUCGGUCAUGAGACGAGUGCGCACCGAGCAGAUUCAGAUGGCCGUGUCCUGCUACCUCAAGCGCCGGCAGUACGUGGACGCAGACGGUCCCCUGAAGCAAGGGCUGCGGCUGUCACAGACUGCUGAGGAGAUGGCAACCAACCUCACAGUCCAGUCAGAGUCUGGCUGUGCCAACAUCGUGUCUGCAGCCCCUUGCCAGGCAGAGCCCCAGCAGUACGAAGUGCAGUUUGGACGGCUGCGGAAUUUUCUCACCGAUUCUGAUUCCCAGCACAGGCACGAGGUCAUGCCCCUCCUCUACCCUCUCUUUGUCUACCUCCAUCUCCACCUGGUCCAGAACAGCCCCAAGAGCACCGUGGAGAGUUUCUACAGCCGCUUCCACGGGAUGUUCCUGCAGAACGCCAGCCAGAAGGACGUCGUCGAGCAGCUGCAGACCACUCAGACCAUUCAGGACAUCCUGUCGAACUCCAGGCUUCGCGCGUUCCUAGACAACAAGUACGUGGUCCGUCUCCAGGAAGACAGCUACAACUACCUGGUCCGCUACCUCCAGAGUGACAACAACACUGCCCUGUACAGAGUCCUCACCUUGCACGUCCACCUGGACGUGCAGCCCGCCAAGAGAACAGACUACCAGCUCUACGCCAGCGGCAGCUCCUCCCGCAGCGAGAGCAGCGGCCUGGAGCCCCCCGACAUGCCCAGCCCCAUCCUGCAGAACGAGGCCGCCCUGGAGGUCUUGCAGGAGAGCAUUAAGCGUGUCAAGGACGGGCCUCCGUCCCUCACCACCAUCUGCUUCUACGCCUUCUACAACACAGAGCAGCUGCUGAACACCGCAGAGAUAUCCCCCGACAGCAAGCUGCUGGCUGCUGGCUUUGACAACUCCUGUAUAAAACUCUGGAGCUUACGAUCCAAGAAGUUGAAAUCGGAGCCCCAUCGAGUGGACGUGUCCCGCAUCCACUUGGCUUGUGACAUCCUGGAGGAGGAGGACGAUGAGGUCGAUGGCGUGGGCACCGAGAUGAAGAUCCUCCGCGGACACUGUGGGCCCGUGUACAGUGCGCGGUUCCUCGCGGACAGCUCAGGGCUGCUCUCCUGUUCUGAAGACAUGUCCAUCCGGUACUGGGACCUGGGCAGCUUCACCAACACCGUGCUGUACCAGGGACACACGUACCCGGUGUGGGACCUGGACAUCAGCCCGUACAGCCUGUACUUCGCCAGCGGGUCCCACGACCGCACUGCCAGGCUGUGGUCAUUUGAUCGGACGUACCCGCUGAGGAUAUACGCAGGACACCUGGCAGAUGUGGACUGUGUCAGGUUCCACCCGAACUCAAACUACUUGGCCACGGGCUCGACCGACAAGACUGUGCGGCUGUGGAGCACUCAGCAGGGGAACUCGGUGAGGCUCUUCACGGGCCACCGCGGCCCCGUGCUGUCCCUCGCCUUUUCUCCCAAUGGUAAGUACUUAGCAUCUGCUGGUGAGGACCAGCGGCUGAAGCUGUGGGACUUGGCCUCUGGGACCCUGUAUAAAGAGCUGAGAGGCCACACAGAUAACAUCACCAGCCUGGCCUUCAGCCCGGACAGUGGCUUGGUUGCCUCGGCCUCCAUGGACAACUCGGUGCGUGUCUGGGACAUCAGGAACACACUCUGCAGUGCACCUGCCGACGGCUCCUCCAGCGAGCUCGUGGGCGUGUGCACUGGGAGGAUGAGCAAUGUCCUGAGUGUGCAGUUCAUGGCCUGUAACCUCCUUCUGGUGACUGGAAUUACCCAAGAAAAUCAGGAACAUUAAUUUUUUGUCUCUGUUGGAACAGACUGGGACAGUGGUGGAAAGCCUCCCCUGCGGUCUUUCGACAAGCAGAGAUGGAAUCACGGACUGUGAAAAAGCCCCUUCCCCUUUCUUCUGGCCCCUCCAUCAGCCCCCCAGUGUGGGAGGGCAGAGGGCAGGGCUGCGGUGGCGUAGUGGACAUGCGAUCGAGAACUGGGGUGGUCCGGAGGGCGAAGGCAAGUUCUCAGAGACCCCGCCGCGGCCGAGUGCCAGCACGUCCGUCUCUGUCCCACUUGGCCAGAGGGCCGUUGUGUGGUGCUCUCAGAGGCAGCACGGUGGGUGUCCCUGUGGCCAGCCCUGGUGGAAGGGACGUCCCUGUUAGUGGAGGGCUGCAGGGGUGAGAGCCAGGAAAAGGGAGGGGAGGAUCCUGGGAAAUGUCUUCCCUUUUCCAGAAUUACAGAGAACCCGGAUUUUUUAUUAUUGUUAUUGUAAUUAUAAUUAUUAUUAUUAUUAUUGAGAAGAGGAAACAUAGCACUGGCAGAGAGGGCCUUCUCUGCUUUUUUAUUUCAGGUUUGACUCCUGGCACUGGCUGUGAUACUUGGAAUUUUGAGGUUCAGGGAAUUCAGAGAAUUUGGUAGCACAGUGGACCAGGAGAAAGGGAAAUUUCGGGUGAUAGACCAAUCACUCCAGUGGACAUGUUUCUGGAGGUGGGUGGCUGGGUGGGUUUAACCAAGAACACUCUGGGCUCUUGCAGUGACUUUGGGAAAGAGAGAUUCUUUUUUAUGGCUGCACUUCUGUUAAUAAUUCUCUCCCUUGAAAAGAUUAUGAUAUAAGAUAAUCUGGAAUGAUACGUCACCAGAUAGAAAGAUGUGGGACUUACGCGUGGCGGAGCCUCCACAUGCCGUUCCCCUGGACCCGGGAGGUCUGCUCCCGCCUUCUGCCUGUGGUCCCGGUCCCAGGAGCACUUUGUGAGAUGCACACCCAUCUACCUGUGCUCCCAGGGGAAAGCAAGCUCUAAUUCAUGGAAAA